This is a messenger RNA of Acaulospora morrowiae, 750 nucleotides long. The record is from the annotation of a GenBank genome assembly. NCBI's taxonomy places the organism in Eukaryota, Fungi, Glomeromycota, Glomeromycetes, Diversisporales, Acaulosporaceae.
AUGGAUUUUGCACGCGAGACCAAUUUUAAGGAAUCUGACUUUCCCAUCCAAAAGAGAAAUUCUAACGGCAACGGUAUAUCUCACUCACACUCUCCUUACGUCCGUGAUGAUUCCCCUAUUGACAUGGACGGUUUAAGUUGGCCUAGUCUUGGUACCAAACAAAGGUUAAAUGAGACCGAGGAGCAAAAGGAAGAACGCAUAAAUAAGUUAUCCGAAGCCGUCAAAACGAUCAUAGAAUGUAUUGGGGAAGAUCCCAACAGGCAAGGGUUAUUAAAGACACCUGACAGAUAUGCGAAGGCUCUAUUGUUCUUUUCUAAGGGAUACGAAGAAAGUAUUGAGCAGAUUAUUAACGAUGCUAUAUUUGAAGAAGAUCACGACGAAAUGGUUAUUGUCAAAGACAUUGAUGUGUUCUCUUUAUGCGAACACCACCUUGUUCCCUUUACUGGCAAGAUCAGCAUAGGAUAUAUCCCGAAUCGCCGCGUUUUAGGUUUAUCAAAAUUGGCAAGAAUUGCAGAAAUGUUCUCUAGACGACUACAAGUUCAAGAACGACUCACAAAACAAAUCGCGGUAGCGCUUCAAGAAAUAUUGAAACCUCAAGGUGUAGCAGUUGUUAUGGAAGCUACGCACCUGUGCAUGGUGAUGCGUGGUGUACAGAAACCCGGAAGUUCCACCGUCACAAGCGUUAUGCUAGGAGUAUUUAGGGAACAAGCGAAAACCAGAGAAGAAUUCUUGAGACUCAUAAGAAGCUAG